AUGGGUCCCAUCGUCAACAACUCGGCGUCACAAAUGCGGUCUCCGACACGGACGACAGACGACAUCGGAAGUGCCACACUCAGUGCUGCGUCGCGCGCACUCGCCAUCGACCACAUCACCGACCUCGUCUGCGCUGCCCUCGACACGCCGUCGCUCCUCUCAGCCCUCCGCGUCAACUACGCCUUCUUCCAGUCGGCAGGCAAGGCUCUCUACCGUCACCUGUAUCUCGGGUGCGGUGCUCCGCUCAGCGGCGCUCUGGUCGGGAACGACACGGCUCGCCGCGCCAUGCUGAACGCUUACCACCCGUGCGAGGGCCAGACAUGGGACGAAGCUUUCUGCCUGUGGAAGCUGUCAACGAUUUCUACCGCCCCAGAGCGCCCCGUCAAAGGCAAGGGCAAGCCAGGCAAGAAAGCUGGAGUUGCGGCGGCCUCGCCGGCAGUCGCGGAAAUGAAGGCGGCGCUCAUAGCCGCCCGUCUGCCACCUCUGCCUGACAAAGAGAUCAAGUCUUUCAUCGCCCACCUCGUCGACCGCACCAUUGGGGCGCUACACUCCGGUCCCGGUCGCAAGCGCAAGACACGCAACUUCAAGCUCCAGCUGCUGCGCUACGUUCGCGUCCUGACCGUCACCUCGCACCACCGCUGUGUGUGCGCCCUGUGGGGUGCCCAUGUGGCGUCGUUCUUCCCGAACGUCGAGGUGCUCCGCGUCGUCCCCAACGUCUCGGCGGACGGAGCGCUCAUUCCGGCCUGCGACGGUGCCGACGUCAAGCCAUGCCCAUUCCUGCAAGUGAACGCACAGAAGCUCGUGCUGCGUAACCUGGAUCGGCGCGGGCCGCCGAUCCCCGGGCAUCUCUCCUGGAGCUCGCCAAACCUGGAGCGUGUCAGCCUCUACCUGCCGCUCGACGGGGCAGAGUGCUCGUUGAUCCCUCCUCCCAGCCUGAAGGGCCAGUUCCCCGGUGUGAAGGAGAUCAACGUCGUUUUCCACGUCUGGCACGGUGCACGCGUCGUCGACGUCCUCUUCCCGACCAAGGACCCGCACCUGCCCGACGCCUUGCUCGAGCUCCUGCACUCGCUUACGAUCCCCGGACGCAGCGCCAACACCAAGAUCAAGAUCCACGGUAUCGACACAAUUGCGCUGGACCUCCUUGGCUCGUUCGUCGUCCGUGCCGACGCUCUCAUGGACACCACCGCCAUCGACCCAGCCUUCUCCAUGCCCUCCGCCGCCGGUGCGCAGACGCUCGUCUCGAGUCUCAUCGGAUGCGUCCCCCUCAGCUAUCUCUCGCCCGAGGACGAGGCGUUCGCCAAGUUCGUCAUGGACGCACUGCGCUGUGACGCCGCGACAGGUUUCAUCCGUCAGCUGUGGCACCCCGGCAAGGGCAGCCCGAACGCUGCCGAGAUCAAGACCGCCAUGCGCCCGAACAGCAAUGUCUCGUUUGGCACGCUCGAGGAGUACUUUGAGAGCAAGGAGUGUGAGGAGGACGAGCAGAUUAAUUCGCGCGGCAUCGCGUACAUCGCCACAAGGUCAGCGGAGUAUGUACAGGGUUCAGCAGUGUGCCACAAGUGGAAGAGAGCUCUGGCAUGA
Trichosporon asahii var. asahii CBS 2479 is the source of this 1578-nucleotide messenger RNA. RefSeq lists its product as uncharacterized. Bases 1 to 1578 code for a protein of 525 amino acids. The transcript is spliced from 2 exons. NCBI's taxonomy places the organism in Eukaryota, Fungi, Basidiomycota, Tremellomycetes, Trichosporonales, Trichosporonaceae. The record is from RefSeq and is a predicted model, not a curated record.